Molecule: messenger RNA, 927 nt
Organism: Chlorella variabilis
Lineage: Eukaryota; Viridiplantae; Chlorophyta; Trebouxiophyceae; Chlorellales; Chlorellaceae
Exons: 5
Coding region: 1-927 (308 amino acids)
Source: RefSeq, a predicted model, not a curated record
AUGAAAAUAUCUGCAGGCUGUUUGAAUAUCCGCGGGCGCGCUUUGAUUGAUUCGAUCGUUCGAAAAAGUAAAAUUUGUGGGUUGGGAAUUGGGAAUUGGGAGGCGGCCUUAUAUUCCAUCCUAUGGAGCCGUUUAGAGCGUGCUGGGCGGCCCAGAGCGGUAGCCAAAGCCCCCGAAAGGGCACCAGAGGCGAGGCUCCUAGUCGCUGCUGCGGGCCUCUGGCCGGCCUGCAAUGGCUUAUUGACACGUUUAUUGAUGGGUUCUAUCGAGCAAUGGAUGAAAGAGGCGCUGCAGAUGUCAGCAGAGCAGGAUCAACAGGAGAUCGCGCGCCUGCGCCAUGACCUCCUAACUUGCCAAGCCAGGGUGCGAGAACAAGACAGGCAGCUGCGCAAUCGGGACGCUGAGCUGGCUGCACUAGAGCAGGUGUACAAGCAGCAGCAGCAGCAGCAGCAGGUGUACCAGCAGCAGCAGCAGCAGCUGCGGCAGCACCAUGACGACCUGGUGCAGCUGCUGCAGCAGCACAAUGACGACCUGGUGAAGCAGCUGCGUCACCAGAAGCGCAAGCGCGACGAGGACGAAGCUGCUGCGGCGACAAAGGAGGAGCUAGAGCUGCUGAACCGUGUGCAGGAUCUGCAGCGGCAGCUUGCAGCUUGCAGAGCAGAGCUCGCGCAGCGCCGCCUCUCAGGCGCCGGCUCAGGCGCCAACCCACACCAGCAGCAGGAGCAUGCGGCGGGCGACGGUGCCGCUGCGCAGCCAGCUGCCGAGGGUGGCGGCGGCCAUGCGCAGGCGUCGCGCGAAGCGACGGUGGGUGCCGCAGCCACGCUGGUGGACAUGCCAAAUGCCCCGGAUGGAGCGCCUGUGGCACCGAUCCCGCAGGAGCCCCCGCACCAGCGGCCAGCGUCCUCGCGCGACCUGUCGCUCGAAUAG